AUGGGAUUGAGGUUUGAAAGAGUUGCCGUAAUCGGUGCGGGCGUCAGUGGUCUGGCGGCAGCAAGACAUCUCAUAGAUUAUGGACUGGAUGUAACAAUCUAUGAGCGAUCGUCGAAACCAGGUGGUGUUUGGGCAUAUGAUGAAAGGAAACCGCUUGAAACGAGAUAUCCAUCUGUUUUGCCAUCGGUUGCGGGCCUCUAUUCAGAUGUGGACUCAGAUUCUGAGGAUGCUACGCAUCAAUCAUUAUAUUCUCAGACAGAAGGCCUCGAACUGAAGCAUGCACCACCAGGUCCUGCUUACUUCGGCUUAACGACGAACAUUUCGACGAAACUCCAAGAGAUGAAAGACCAUCCAUGGAAAGAAGGUACAGGUGACUUUGUUAAUGUGAAGGUUGUUGGUAAUUAUUUGGAGGACUAUGCCAGAAGAUUUUAUCUAGGAAAGGCCCUGAGAUACAAUACCAAAGUCGAGACUAUUGACAAAAUAAAUGGAAAAUGGAUUGUGAGAUCAAAGCUCUUGAACAAAACUCAUGACGGGAACAUAGAAUUGAUCGAGAGCGAAGAGGCUUUUGACAAAGUAGUCGUGGCGAGUGGGCAUUACCAUGCCAACAGAGUGCCCGACAUUAAAGGAUUGAAAGAAUGGAGAAAAGAAUAUCCAGAAAGGGUUAUGCAUUCGAAGGCUUACAGGAGACCCGAAGUGCUUGCGGACCAGACCGUACUUCUGAUUGGAGGGAGUGUUUCUUCGACCGACAUCGCCAGGGAGCUUAAUGGUAUAGCCAAGGAGGUCUAUCAAUCCACUCGAGGUGGCCAAUUUGACCUUCCCCUUAGCUUUCUACCUCCAAGUGCAAAAAGGAUUGGAGAGUGUGCAUCUUUUGAGUUUCAAACCAGUAACGAAGGCCGAGGGAUUGUUCACUUGAAAGAUGGGACAACGCUGGUUGGGAUCGAUAAAAUCGUGAUUUGCACAGGAUACCAUAUUUCGUACCCAUUUCUUCAUCCCUAUCACAACGACCUAAUCUCUCCAGCCGAAGCAAGCGAAACAGUCCUUGUGACUGAUGGAACGCAAGUCCACAAUCUUCAUAAAGACAUAUUUUAUAUACCAGAUCCAACACUUGCUUUUGUUGGCACAGCAUAUUAUGUAUCGACCUUUUCUUUAUUCGAAUUUCAGGCUAUUGCAAUUGCGGCUGUGUUCUCCGAAAGAGCGCAGUUGCCACUCGAGGAAGAAAUGAGAGAAGAAUAUAGAUUGAAAGUGAUAGAAAAGGGGUUCGGUAGAGCAUUUCAUGCUCUUAAUGAAGGGCGAGAACCAGAAUAUGUUCAUCAGUUGGUAGCUUGGAUCAAUGCAGAUGCUGCGUCAAGUGGAGGGAAAAGGGUAGAAGGUCACUCCGAGGCAUGGUUGAGAGAAGACGAGAUCAAGAUGGAGAAGCUUCGUGAGAGGUUUGAUAAAAAGAAACAAGAGGAGAAGCAAGAUGGAGGUCUUCGUAUAUACAACCCGAAUAGUAGAGAACCCCUUCCUAGGUCCAACUAUCGACUAUUUAAAGGAAUUGAGAGCAAUGGAGCACUUAAAGAACAGGUAGUCGGAUGA
Messenger RNA from Sclerotinia borealis F-4128, 1575 nucleotides. The record is from the annotation of a GenBank genome assembly. Lineage: Eukaryota; Fungi; Ascomycota; Leotiomycetes; Helotiales; Sclerotiniaceae.